This is a messenger RNA of Myxozyma melibiosi, 772 nucleotides long. RefSeq names its product putative RING-box protein 1A. The transcript has 6 exons. Gene Ontology annotation, cellular component: cullin-RING ubiquitin ligase complex; nucleus. Gene Ontology annotation, biological process: ubiquitin-dependent protein catabolic process; protein ubiquitination. Gene Ontology annotation, molecular function: ubiquitin protein ligase activity; zinc ion binding; cullin family protein binding. NCBI's taxonomy places the organism in Eukaryota, Fungi, Ascomycota, Lipomycetes, Lipomycetales, Lipomycetaceae. The record is from RefSeq and is a predicted model, not a curated record. The coding region runs from base 243 to 572 and encodes 109 amino acids.
AUUCUAUUAUUCUGUCCGGGGAGUAUUCGUUGAUUGAAUAUGUAAAAGCGAAGGGGUUUGAUCGGGUGCGGCUUCAACGUAAUCAUCGGCUUCCAAGCGCGACAGCUCCGUCCAUAGUGAGAGCUCUUAGUAGAUUACCCCAUCAACCAUUGUCCCGGCAGCUGCUUCACCGCCUACUCGCAUCGGAUUCGAGGCUCUGCGCUCUAUCGUUCUUUUACUAUCUACUAGCUCUUCAACUCAGCAUGGCUGACUCUGCGAUGGAUGUCGACACUGCGCCGCCCGCGGCCGUGAAGACGAAGCCGGAGAAGAAACGAUUUGAAGUCAGAAAGUGGAAUGCUGUUGCUCUGUGGGCUUGGGAUAUCGUGGUCGACAACUGCGCCAUCUGCCGCAAUCAUCUUAUGGAGCCAUGCAUCGAAUGUCAAGCAAACCAGGGCAAUGGCGAACAGUGCAUGGUAGCCUGGGGAAUAUGCAAUCACGUCUUUCACUUUCACUGUAUCUCGCGCUGGCUCAAGACUCGGCAGGUGUGUCCGCUAGAUAACAGAGAAUGGGAGUUUCAGAAGUAUGGUCAUUAGAAGUAUCGUUGCCGCUGAUGAAGUAUUGUGUGUUGUUCAUGGGUCAUUCACAAAUUCAAAUGGAGUCACUAUGUCUGUUGCUUUUGCUUAUUCUUGGUUUUGUUCCUUUACUUGAUAAUUUACAGUAGCCUAAUCGCAACAUGCAGCAAGAGCCAUGUUGAUCGAAUAUAUGCGUUAUAUAUACUUAAAUAUUGCAAUUA